Molecule: messenger RNA, 3778 nt
Organism: Branchiostoma floridae (Florida lancelet)
Lineage: Eukaryota; Metazoa; Chordata; Leptocardii; Amphioxiformes; Branchiostomatidae
Product: gamma-aminobutyric acid receptor subunit beta-like
Exons: 10
Coding region: 534-2546 (670 amino acids)
Biological process (GO): monoatomic ion transmembrane transport; regulation of membrane potential; chemical synaptic transmission
Cellular component (GO): synapse; membrane; neuron projection
Molecular function (GO): neurotransmitter receptor activity; extracellular ligand-gated monoatomic ion channel activity; GABA-A receptor activity
Source: RefSeq, a predicted model, not a curated record
GUCGCAUAAAUGGACCAUCCUCUCGUAAACAGGUUGUCCUGAGAGACAGAGAGACAGAGGGAAGAAGUAAUUUAAAUGCUGGAGCAGCGGCGAGGCAGCAUCAGCACACGUCUAGAUCUGUGGUCGGUUGUUUACAUCGCGAGGCAACGACAUGCGGCUGGUUCCCUCUACCAUAUGGUGGCAUCAGAAGCUCUCGUAAACCUCAGAAGCUCCCCGACGAGUCCACACAUGCAGCCGUAGACUCCGAGACAGGUGCAUGUACGAACAGUAGAAGCCCAAUAGAACAACAUUAUAGACGGGAGUCGUGCUUGCAGGAAAGGUCUCGCGCCCAACAUUUGUCAAAGUUUCACAGGGGCACCAUUAUGCUAAAUCAUUUUCCAGCCUCAGCAGAGAUUUGUGCAGUGGACGGCGAAAACGUCACCAAUAGAGGCCCGGUGACAUAAAGAUGAGGAGGCGCCUCGGAUGACUUCACGACGUGGUGUCUGUGGACUUUUUCAGCAGCAAAAGGGUUACCUGACAGACGAAUAGCUAAGAUGGCGGGAACCAAGGCUUUUCUGGUCGACUUUGUGCUGGGACUGGCUAUGAUGAAAACAAUCAUUUCAUCUUCCGAAGGGAAACAAAGUGUUGCAGAAGGACGGUGGGAUAUGACACUGGCCAUUGAGAGACUUUUGCACCACUACGACCUUAGAAUACGUCCCAAUUUUAGAGGUGCUCCUGUUAAAGUUGGAGUCGUUAUAGAUGUAAUUAGCAUAGACAGCAUCUCAGAUGUCAAUAUGGAAUACACAGUAUCUUACGACAUCCGUCAGUUUUGGGUAGACGAAAGGCUAGACUUCCGCCAUCUUUACGACGGAGACAAGAUGACAUUUGAAGGAGAAACCACCCUAAGAAUCUGGCGGCCGGACACCUUCAUCAAGAACGGCAGGGGGUCCAGGUUCCAUGACGUCACCAUCGGACAGCAGCUCAUGCACAUUUUUAAGAACGGAAGCGUCAUUUAUAAACUAAGACUGACAACCACGGCCUCGUGCUGGAUGAAGAUGCACAUGUACCCGUUGGAUGCUCAAAACUGCACACUCCAGUUCGAAACAUACGGUUAUACUACUGAAGAUUUAGUGUACUACUGGCUUUGGGGAUUUGAAUCCGUGAGAGGGUUUGAAAAUGUCGAGUUGCCUCACUUUGACCUGGGCGGUUACGAUACUCACGAGACGGCGGCACAGUACACCACAGGACAGUUUUCCGGGCUUGCUGUUUCCUUCGUGAUACGAAGAAAUAUGGGAUACUUCAUAUCUGAGACGUAUCUCCCGUCAUGCCUUGUGGUGGCUGUUUCCUGGGUCUCGUUUUGGAUCAGCCCGGAUGCUUCUGCUGCGCGGGUGCUUCUGGGCAUCAUGACUGUGCUGACGAUGACAAACCUGGACGCCACGGUGCGACAGGGUCUCCCCAAGAUAUCGUACGUAAAGGCCAUUGACGUGUACCUGGUGGGAUGCCUUAUAUUUGUGUUCGGCGCUCUGUUGGAGUACGCCGCCGUUAACUACCACUACCACACGGCCACCAUGAAGAAAAGAAAGAAGGAAGGUGUUAGACGAAAGUGGAGGAGACUUGCUUACAAUCGAAGUUUGCAGGAGGAGCGGAACGGUGACUUGAUGGAGAUGGGGAGGGUACAGCCUGCUGGAGGGAUUAUACAUCAGAUGAACGACUCUGAUGAUUCUGACGACAUCGUAGACCUCACCUCCACUGGUAAGAUAAGAAGACGGCUUCGAGUAACGGACUUUGACAACGAAGAAGGUAUCGGGGGAGACUCCAAAGACAUUGAAAUAAUCGAAGAGACUAUUGAAAGAACGACAGCUCCUAAGAAAGUACUGGAGAAAGAAGUAAAUUGCACUUCAAGAUCGAGACUAAACGACACUACUGUUAGGAACUGUGGAGUGGACUGUUGCCCUGAUUGCAAGACGCCGUUCGGGAUGCAGAAAAUACCCUGCGUUAAGGGGAUAAAGCGGAAGGGACCACAUAGAUAUUACGUUGACGUGGCUGACAUGAUGGGAAGUUCUUACUCCAAAUUUGUCCGCAAGCAUGGCGCCCCAUUCGGUAGGAGAUACCCAGAUACUGAUGGUGAUGAUGAUGAUGACGUCAGAACGAUAACAGGGAACGGGCGGAUACGCAUGCGCAGUGGGGACGACUUUGUGCCUGACGAACAGAGGGGGUUUGCAAAAGCAGCUACGUUUCCCUCGCGACCAAGAAGAACGCAGUCAGAGAAACGGCGUGAUCAUUUAGCAAAUGUGUCUGGACUUUCAGGCAAGAGACGAAGAAACUCAAUGCUUGACGAUCCUCCUCGGAGUAACGAGGAACCGAGAAGGAACUCAUUCAUCCAGUCUUUGGACAUGGGAAGGCUAGGGUGGUUCCGAACAUUUGGAGGGAGAUUGUCCCUUUCUGAGAUCACCGAGAAACUCAUCAAAGACGAAAAUGUGAACCGAAUAGACAAGAUCUCGCGAAUCAUGUUCCCUUUUACUUUCGUAGUAUUGAACAUCAUUUACUGGGCAGCCACAUAUGCAUAGCAACUAGAAACGCACUGAUAGUACUGGUGUAGUUAUAAUUGAAUGAUGUCAAUCAUACCCACAUAUCAAAACUUUGAUUGAUUCCCCUAUCUCAUGCUGCUUUUAUUUCCACAGGGAAUCAAAAAGUAAGACAGAAGAAUGUCCUUAUCAAUGUCGUGUUUGACAAGUGUCCUUGACAAAUAUUAACUGUCAGUACAAAAAGUCGUCAGAAAUCUUUUAGAAAAUUCAGAAUUUUCGGAAACUUUAAUGUAACGAUUAAGAAGUCAAGCCGUACAAAAUGAAGUCCAGAAUGUUUGCCGUUAUACCUUUAGUGUCUUUAUGUGCACAACGUAGACUAUAGGUUAAAUGGAACAGGGACUAGCCGCUAGUGCCUCGUCAUCCUGUAACGUUUAGAUGCCAUACAGAUUAGCCUGUGUUACUCAAUCUUCUGAACCAAGAGAUUUUAUUUGUUCACCCCUGAGUCAGGAGACUUAUUUGAAAAAAAAGUACCAAUACGAGCUCAGCAUUCGUUGCCUUUCGCAGCCUCAAAGACCAUAGUUAUAGACAGUUCUCAGCCUGACGAUAAUUGGUUCAUCUGUAAUAGGAUUAGGAUUUUUCCAUUCUUCUGACUCAGCGGUGUUGGUCUCCAAGCUUCUAUAGCGGCCUGGCAAGUGGUAAGCUGCUAGAUGCGUAAUUUAGCCAGGCUAACGAACAGUUGUAUAAGACAUGAAUGGCAUUGCGGUUACAUUUGUUGAAAACACAUCACUUCAUUGUAUUACUACGUACAUUUAUUCGAUAGUGUGAAACCACUUUCAAGUGCAUAACUCUGUGCUUAGGAGAUUUUCUAUCAGUUAGCUAUAUCAUAAAGUAUCAUCUUUGUUCAACUUGGUUGCUGUACAUCAUCGUUACGAAAAAUGUCCGAACAAACGUAUACAGAUCUAUAUGUCAAAAAUUGCAGAUAACACACGAUAGAUCUUGUAGCGUGUGAUACCAGACAGUCCUUAUCUUUAUAAGAGCAAAAUAGAUAUUCAUAAAGCAACCUUUAGCUUCAAUGUAUUAUACUCAUUCUAAUCAGGGUUUGAUGUCAAUGGCGUAGACUAAGAGAAUGAUUAAAAACCGUAUAAUUGAAUAUAGGUUAUGCAUUAUGUCACCGUAUACACCUCGAGGUGGGUCAUAAACUCUUAAUUAUUUCUCACAUGGAAAUAUUUUGCAUAGUUGAUGAAACUCUGAUCACAUCUGAAAUUUUGUAUGUA